This is a messenger RNA of Eupeodes corollae, 2555 nucleotides long. RefSeq lists its product as uncharacterized. Lineage: Eukaryota; Metazoa; Arthropoda; Insecta; Diptera; Syrphidae. The record is from RefSeq and is a predicted model, not a curated record. The coding region runs from base 734 to 2395 and encodes 553 amino acids. The transcript is spliced from 8 exons.
UCAUGCCCAAGUAGUAAAAUUACUCAAAUCAUGAUUGUUUAAUGGAUUGGACAUUUUUAGUGAGUAGCCACCAUUUAAACAGAGUCCAAUAAACAAAAAAAUUAAUGUUUCUGAACAGGCCCAAUUCCCUGUGGUGAGUUUAGAAUUUGUGUGAAGAGUAUGUAUCUCAUACAUAGAACGUAAGAUCGCAUACCUACACUCUUAUGUUCCAGUCUUAAACCAUAGGAAUAGAACAUUGAGUGUAGGAAUGCAUACAUAGAAAAAAUUUCGUGUAUGUAUGGAUACAUACUUUGUAGGAAUACGUGCAUAUUUUACAUGUAUUAUUAUGAAACUACCGUUGUUUUUAGGUAACGCCAUCGAAUUAUUUCCAGAUUGUUCCAAUUUACCGUUUUAUUUUCUUCAAUCGCGUCGGAUAUAUAUUUCGGUAGCAAUGUAGCAUUAGCUUGGCAUUUUCAUUUGGUCAAGAGUAGAAAGUGGUUCGUUUGCGUUUCGACCUCGUGGAUUUAAAAAUUAAUUGUGAAUUGUGAAUUAGAAACGAAAAUUAAAAUAAGAAAAGAAAUUAACAAGGCGGAAUUAAUAUAUUCAGAACGAAAAAUAAAUUGUGAAUUGUGAACUGGAAAAUCAAAAUUAGAAAAAGGAACUCCCCAAAUAAGAAAUUGUGAACUGGAAAAUCAAAAUUAGAAAAAGGAACUCCCCAAAUAAAUAAGCGGAAUUAAUAUAUUCAUGUUUCAGAAUGGAUACAAACAAUUAUAUAUCAUUGGAACAACCCUCAACUUCUGCGGAGGCCGGGGAAGAACAAAUAAUUUAUACAAUUGUUCAUGAAACAGCAACUAUGUCAGAUGAGUCGCAGUCCCAGUUGGAAAUAAAAGAACUUCUGGGCAGUUGGAAUCUUGGACACCUGUCAGAUUUGUUUAUCUCUGAGCGCAUAACAGUUGAAGUGCUUAAAAUUUUAAAGGAAAAACAUUUUCCUAUGCUUUUCAAAAACAGUUCAGUUGGAGAUCUGGCAAUGUUUGAACACAAGUUAAUGGAGUGGAGAUCCUCUCUAGGUAUCGGAGAGCAGCAAAUUGAUAUGUUUACCUUGCGGGAAAAUUCAUGCAGCUCAUCAUUUUCAUCUUCGCCAACGUCGUCAAUAAGAGAAGAUCCAUCUGCGCCUGCUAUAUCUCUUUCUUUAAUUUUAAAAAACUCACCAAAGGCGAGAGACAUAGAAAAAUUCUAUGAACAAAACUUCAAGCUUCAGGAUAUACAUCGACAGGCGUUGAUCACAUUAAUAUGUGAAUAUUUUAUCGACAACCAUCUUCAUUUGAAUUUAUACACUAGCUACAUGCUAGAGGAACAAAUAUUGCAAAGAUUCAAAGGGGAAAAGCUUGAGUUUUACCGCACUGGUAAAAGAGGUAAAAUAUAUGCCAAGUUUUGCAAUUCGAAGACCUCCUCUAGAUUGGCUGUUAAAAGAUCUAUCUUUCCUAAAGCUGAAAAUGCUGAAGUAACUGAGAAAUCAAAGAAAAAACAUUUGAUGGAAUUCACUCCGGAAGUUGAUGCAGAAGAGUGUAUUAGGAGCAUCAAAUAUGAUAACUUGUCAACUUCAGAGUUCGACAGCUGUUGGCAAGCUUGUAGCCAAUUUAGACUGGAUCAAAUAUAUAAAGAGACAACUUUACACACCAUUUUUGAGGAAUGGCCGGAUUACAAGAAGCCAGGAGGUUAUCGUUUGAUUGACAAGGAUUUUGGGGUUGUUUUUCGAAAUUCCCCAGGAGUUCUUUUGAAGUAUCCAGAGCAGGCUGGCAAUCUGAGAAAGUUUUUACUAGAUGAAGAUCACCUGCGAGACAAAAAUUUACGAAAUAUGGUGAACCAAAUUGACGAAAAUGAUAUUAAAACUGAUAGUGCAGCAGUAAAAUUAUUUUGGUGUCUCCACGGCUAUUUGAUACCAACACAAAAGGGCAGCCGGAAAGAUAACUCUGGAAAAAGUAGUACUGUAAGGUUUACUAUUAAAAGCUCUCAAGAGGCUUUCCUUUUUAUUGGGUCCAGCGUACAAGAACUCGAUGACCAUAUAGCAUUUUUGAAAAGCAAGUCAGAAAAUAUACAACCAUUUAUACUUGCCGUUGGGGAUAAGGAUUUUGAAAACUUUUCGAACUACUACGUUUACCUUGAUGGUAUUAAGUUCGUGUUUUCAAAUUUUUUGAGAGCAAUUGAUAUAUGUUUCAAGUGCUUCAACUUGUUUAAUUUGGAGUAUCCGUUAGCGUGCUCACAAUUAUGGACAUUUAUUGAGCACUACUUCUACGAGCUCAACAUUUCUAAAACAAAAUCCCCUAAAAUGUAUUUACUCAUCGAAGCGUUAAGAAAAAGCGCUCUGACUCAAGAUGAUGAAGUUGCAGAUUCAGAAGCCGGCCUCGGAUAUAUUUAAUUAAGUUUUAUAUACAUAUGUACACAUAUUAAUUUUUGUUAAUUGUUUAAUUAGAAUCAAUUAUAAAUUAUUUUAUUUAAAAUGUUAAAUUUUAAGUGUUAAAUACUUUCUUUCUAUUAUAAAUUAUUUUAAUAUAAAAUAUAUUAUGGGCUUGUAUAAG